Verruconis gallopava is the source of this 996-nucleotide messenger RNA. RefSeq lists its product as uncharacterized. The record is from RefSeq and is a predicted model, not a curated record. Bases 1 to 996 code for a protein of 331 amino acids. The transcript has a single exon. NCBI's taxonomy places the organism in Eukaryota, Fungi, Ascomycota, Dothideomycetes, Venturiales, Sympoventuriaceae.
AUGGUUCACCUGCCAUUCGAGAUCGUCCUUCGAGUUAUCGAUGCCUUGGUGGACUUCGGACCGACUGUGCCCGUGGCACUGCACCCAAGCGAUUGGCGACGACGGCAGCUCCAGCAGUGGCUGCUCGUGUCCAAGGCUACCAACGCAGUUGCCACUCGCUAUCUGUACAGCCAUUGCAUGUACAUUGACUCUCAGCGCACGCUGAUGUUGCUCGUUCGAACAGUCAGUCCUCCAGACAAGCGCAACGGCGACGAAGAUGGAGGCGCCGCAUCAAGUUGCAAGUAUCUGUCGUACAUCACAAGCAUGUACCUCGCCCCGCUCUCCUCGAAGCUGGACGACUUGCCCGCUGCCAUUUGGAUCUUCGAGCUAUUGUGUCUUGUCUCGCCGUAUCUCAAACGUCUGACUUUUGACCUGCCGUUUGGCAGUCUCUCUGUGUCUCACGAUCAUCUUGGCGUGUAUCGCUACCUACGAGACGGGCUCGCGCGUUUGGAAAGACUGGAGGAACUGGUGUAUAUGAGGGACAUCUGGCAUCUUGCCGAAGGGUGGACGAUUGACAAUCCGCUAUUUUGGUGGAGCAGAUUUCGCGGCCUUAAAAAACUGGCGAUCCCGUGGCCUACAUGGCCUGACUGGUGUAAACUAUUUCUCUCCAUCCUCCAACGUGCGCUCCCUGAUCUCCAGCAUCUGAUCGUUCUACGAACCUUGCCGAAGCUGCAACAGGUGCAUGCUUCGCAUAUCGACUGCUUUUUGAAGAUCGACAGGCCCUAUACGCUUAAAGUCGUUCAGCUGUAUGCCGAAUCGGACGUGGGAGCAGAGGAAAUGCAGAGCCACCAUCCGCUAGUAGAACGUGGAGCAAACGUUGAGCUGCACUCGCUGCCUGGGCUGACUGCAGAUGAAGAUAAUUUUGAGAAUUCACGGCUAGACGUUGCGGACUUCGCCCUGGCUGCUGCCGUCGAAGGCACACUGUGGCACCUCCCAACGAUCCCGAACCAUGUUUGA